Messenger RNA from Pochonia chlamydosporia 170, 2157 nucleotides. Its product is annotated as cation transport protein domain-containing protein. Gene Ontology annotation, cellular component: plasma membrane. The transcript has 9 exons. Gene Ontology annotation, biological process: intracellular potassium ion homeostasis; potassium ion import across plasma membrane. Gene Ontology annotation, molecular function: high-affinity potassium ion transmembrane transporter activity. The record is from RefSeq and is a predicted model, not a curated record. The coding region runs from base 1 to 2157 and encodes 718 amino acids. NCBI's taxonomy places the organism in Eukaryota, Fungi, Ascomycota, Sordariomycetes, Hypocreales, Clavicipitaceae.
AUGUGGCGCCCUCCUAUCAAUUUCAUUACCCUGCAUUAUGCUUGGAUCCUAUUCAUGGGACUACUGUCUUUCCCGGUCUUAUACACCUAUGGUAACCUUGCAGUCAUCGAUGCCUACUUCUUUGGAGCAAGCGCAUCUACCGAGUCCGGCCUUAACACCGUUGAUCUCAAAGAGCUAAAGCUGUAUCAGCAGCUAUAUCUAUACUUCAUUCCUAUGUUUACAAACAUGUGUUUUAUAAAUAUCAUGGUCGUUGUAGUUCGUCUCUAUUGGUUCAAUAAGCGUCUUGACAGGUUUGGUCUGGCCCUGCUUCGCGCGAAAAGGCGCAAAUCCCACAGCGGGGGACAAUUGGAUCCUGAGACUGCCGAAACAACGGCAACCUCUUCUUUCACCGUUACAGGUGCCAUCCCGAAUGGGCAUGAAGCUGAAGUUGGACAUGGGCACGUAGGCGAUCAAGGGGGAGAUCAAAGCAGCCAGCGGCCAACCAAGGGCGGAAAAGAGGCCAUCACAGAGGCUAUUCCUAACCGACUCAUCCCAGAUGAGGCGUCUGAUUCGGUAGAUCCCUUGGAAAGGCCAACACCACCGCGAAUCACUUUCGAUCCGUCGACCAACAAAACCGCACAUCCCAAAAAUGAUGUUACUCUUUAUAUUCCUGGGCCUCGGGAGCGUGACAGGGGGGACUCGAUUGUGGAACUGACGGGCACAAGAGUCAAUGACACGGAUGCGAUAUCAACACGUCGUCCCAGUGAGGCAGAACCUGAAGGUCUACGCCACCGUUUUUCAAGGGCUAAAUCGUUCGACAUUGCGGCCGGCGUUGCUACAUCCGCUUUCAUCAUUGGUACUGCACCGACCACUGCGCGUCUGGCCAGAGCCAAAACAUUGCAAAGAGUUGCUGCAGACGACAUGCCAUACCUCUCCAGGAGGGCAACCAUCGGGAGAAAUUCCCGGUUUUACAAUCUCACGAAUCGCGAUCGGGAGGAGCUUGGCGGCAUAGAGUAUAGAAGUCUGCAACUUCUUCUCAAAGUCGUACUUAUAUAUUUUUUCGGCGUCCACCUAUUCGGCGCGAUUGGACUUAUUGGAUGGAUUCAGUACGCCGAUCCAAAGUACGUGGCCUAUCUCCAACAAUGCGGUCAAAACAGGAUCUGGUGGGCUUUCUAUACUGCUCAAAGUAUGAUGGAUAAUCUCGGCUUCACCCUGACACCUGACUCCAUGAUAGCUUUUAGGGAAGCAGAGUGGCCGUUGUUCCUUUCAACUUUCCUGACAUUUGCUGGCAACACUUUGUACCCCGUCUUUCUGCGGCUUGUUCUCUGGACCAUGUCAAAGGUUGUGCCUCGCAAGGCUGCCAUGCAGGAAUGCCUACAGUUCUUACUCGAUCAUCCACGUCGAUGUUAUACAUUAUUGUUCCCUCGAGGUACCACAUGGGCGCUCUUCGGUAUCAUUUUCCUCCUCAACUUCAUAGAUGCGUUUUUCAUUCUCAUUUUGGACUUACACAACGCUGAAGUCACAUCGUUGCCUCCAGGGCCCAGGGUCAUGGCGGCCAUUUUCCAAGCAGGAUCGUCACGUCACACCGGUGCUGCAGUGUUCAACAUCGCCAAUGUCAGCCCUGCAGUUCAGUUUAGUUUGCUGGUCAUGAUGUACAUUUCCGCAUUCCCCAUCUCCAUCAGCAUCCGGGCGUCCAAUACCUAUGAGGAAAAGUCCCUUGGAAUUUACCAGACGGAACCAGAUGUGGAGCUUGACGAACAACAUGGACGGUCUUAUCUUGUCAGGCAUCUACAGUCGCAAUUGAGUUUCGACUUGUGGUAUGUCUUUUUGGGUAUUUUCGUUCUGAGCAUCUCCGAGGCAGAUAAAAUUGCGGACUUGACACGACCUGCCUUUGCAUUAUUCCCUCUUAUCUUUGAAGUCGUUUCAGCCUAUGGCAACGUCGGCCUCAGCUUAGGCUAUCCCGGCAUCAACUCGUCGCUAUCUACAGAGUUCUCAACAUUCGGCAAACUGGUCAUUUGUGCGAUGAUGAUCCGUGGGAGACAUCGUGGACUGCCGUAUACUUUGGACAGAGCGAUUAUGCUCCCGGACGAGCAUCUUCUGGGGACUGAUACGCAAGAACAGAUGGCAGAAGACAACAACACUGAUGAUGCAGACAGCAAAAAGAAUCUCCUCGCGUGA